AUGAGACUCCCGCUGGCUUUCGCCGUGCUCCUCCUGGCCUCGGCGCAGGCGCUCGCUGAAGAGAUGGGUGCCAACGACGACCUCAGCUACUGGUCCGACUGGUCCGAAGGCGACCAGGUGAAGGAGGAGCUGCCGCUGCCCCUGGAGCACUUCCUGCAGAGGAUGGCCCGGAGACCCCGGCCCCAGCAGUUCUUCGGCCUCAUGGGCAAGCGGGAUGCCGGAUAUGGCCAGAUCUCUCACAAAAGGCAUAAAACAGACUCCUUUGUUGGACUUAUGGGCAAAAGAUCUUUAAAUUCUGAAUCCUCGGAAAGGAGCACAGCACAGAAUUACGAGCGGAGGCGUAAAUGAGACAUUCCUGUGCAUUAUUUAUUGAACUUCAUUUGUUCCAAUGGCCAAUGCAGUGUAAUAUACACUAACCACUGUAUGGAAUAACUAUUUAUUUAAUAAUAACUGAUGGGGGCUUGGUUGGUUAUUUUUUGUUGUUGUGUUUUUUUAUUGUUGUUUUGGUUUGGGGGGUUAUUUUUUUG
Calypte anna (Anna's hummingbird) is the source of this 527-nucleotide messenger RNA. It is a transcript of the gene TAC1, whose product is annotated as tachykinin precursor 1. Lineage: Eukaryota; Metazoa; Chordata; Aves; Apodiformes; Trochilidae. The transcript is spliced from 5 exons. The record is from RefSeq and is a predicted model, not a curated record. Bases 1 to 348 code for a protein of 115 amino acids. Gene Ontology annotation, biological process: tachykinin receptor signaling pathway.